Pipistrellus kuhlii (Kuhl's pipistrelle) is the source of this 1834-nucleotide messenger RNA. RefSeq names its product CDP-diacylglycerol--inositol 3-phosphatidyltransferase (gene CDIPT). The transcript has 6 exons. Gene Ontology annotation, cellular component: Golgi apparatus; membrane. Gene Ontology annotation, biological process: phosphatidylinositol biosynthetic process. The coding region runs from base 321 to 983 and encodes 220 amino acids. Lineage: Eukaryota; Metazoa; Chordata; Mammalia; Chiroptera; Vespertilionidae. The record is from RefSeq and is a predicted model, not a curated record. Gene Ontology annotation, molecular function: CDP-diacylglycerol-inositol 3-phosphatidyltransferase activity.
AGGAAGCUGCCGGCCUUAAAGGGGCCGCAGCCAUUUUUUUAAGGCCUCUUUGCCUUUCUCCAAUUUUGGAAGUAGGAGCGCGCUAGCGUAGCUUCUCGGAGGCUGAGCGCCCCCGGAGCCGGAGGGGCCGCAGCUGGGGGCUGCGGCGCCUGCGGGGCGGGCGGAGGCGCGGGCCCGCCCACAGGGAGGGCGGGGUGCGCGCGCCCCGCGCCCCGCGCACAUCUGGGGCGGCCCGGGCUGCGGCUGCGGCGGGCUGCGCGCUGUGACAUCUGGGGCCGGGCGGGAGCGGGAGGCCGCGCGGCGACAGCUGGCACCUCCGGAUGGGCAAGGGGGCCGCCGCGAUGCCCAGCGAAAACAUCUUCCUGUUCGUGCCUAACCUCAUUGGUUAUGCCCGGAUUGUCUUCGCCAUCAUCUCUUUCUACUUCAUGCCCUGCUGCCCCCUCACGGCCUCCUCCUUCUACCUGCUUAGCGGACUUCUGGACGCUUUCGAUGGAUAUGCUGCCCGAAUCCUUAAUCAAGGGACCCGGUUUGGGGCCAUGCUGGACAUGCUGACGGACCGCUGUGCCACCAUGUGCCUGCUGGUCAACCUGGCCCUGCUGUACCCGCGUGCCACCCUUCUCUUCCAGCUCAGCAUGAGCCUGGACGUGGCCAGCCACUGGCUGCACCUCCACAGCUCUGUGGUCCGAGGCAGCGAAAGUCACAAGAUGAUCGACCUGUCGGGAAACCCAGUGCUUCGGAUCUACUAUACCUCCCGGCCCGCUUUGUUCACCCUGUGUGCCGGGAAUGAGCUGUUCUACUGCCUCCUCUACCUGUUCAGCUUCUCCGAGGGACCUGCAGUUGGCUCCGUGGGCCUUUUCCGGCUGGGACUGUGGGUCACGGCCCCGAUCGCCCUGAUGAAAUCCCUCAUCAGCGUCGUCCACCUGGUCACAGCCGCCCGCAACAUGGCUGCCCUGGACGCGGCGGACCGGGCCAAGAAGAAGUGACCUGGGGACUCCAGCCUCUGGCGGCCCCCCCGCCCUGGGAGUCUCCUGUGUCACCCGGCUCCCCUCCUCCUCCCAGGAGGUCCAGGCUCACAUCCUCCCCGUGUGUUGUUCAGCCCGCUGCAAGUGGGUCAGCCUCCUCGGUGAUGUCACGUUCUCCAAGCUCCAGCAGGCCAAUCCCGGCCCCGGGCUCCAAACCAGGAAGGAUGCUCGGGAGGCCCCGCCCACACAGGCAGUGCUUCCGGGGCCCCGAGGGGCCGGCCUGAGGGCUGGGCAUCUCACCCCUGCCAGCUCAGCUCAGCCGCGUCUGGCUUGGCCUGAGACUGUAGGGACCCGUGUGAGGAGAUGGGUGAGCGCGUUUCCCAGGAGGCUGGGGGGCCGGACGCUGCCCCGGCCAGAGGAGGCCGGAGGGACUGAGGCUGGGCACACGGAGCCGCCUGCUCCUUCCCCAUCGCAGUGUCCUCUGUCCUCUGAGGACCUGGAUAAUAAAGGCGCCUUCCCUAUCCUGGGCUUGCUUCCCUGGGACAUUCUCUCGGAUGGGGCCUGGGUGAGGGGAGGUGGGGGAAGAAGGAAGGGCCCUCGGGCUGCUUUCCCUCUGUGCUGACUGCCAGCUCCUUCCUCAUUCCAUAGGGACCCUCUCUGCCACCCAAGGCUGCGCCAGUCCUUGGCCACCGGCUUCAUUUCCUGUAGGACGCAGUCACGAGCUGCUGAUUUAUUAGCAUCCCUGGUGUUUUCUGUCCCUGGAACGUAAGCUCCUCAAGGGCACGGACGUUCCUGGUUCCUUCUCUGUCGCUCCGGGGAAGACAAACCUUCACCCGGCCUAUUGUAGCUGCUUAAUAAAUAUCCGCCAGUGG